UUAAAACAAUAAUCCAUAAAUUGUUUUAUUUUUGUAUAUGUUGGAAAAAUUGCAAUUUCUACUCUCAAUCUGUGGUAAAACAUUUUUAAGUGAAAGCAACAUUAAUCACUGGUGUAUAAUAAGUCAGUAUUGAAGUCUUCAUAAACUAAAUUCCGCGACUUUGUUAAAGUGAACCUGCUGUGGAACUAUGACUCUUUCAUAAAGCACCAUGGAUGUAGUGGUAUGUCACUGAGAACCUGCCAAAGCUCAAGAUGACACUUUAAUAUGUGUGAACACCUCUUCUGUGAAUGGCUUGUUGAACCUGUGUAUGGCACAACAUCGCCCCCCAGUGUCCAUAAGGUGACGUUCACCCGAAACGUAAAAAUAAAAGAAAACACAAAUGCGUAAUAAACUUUUGCUAAGAUAGCAGCACGGAAAUGUGUCUUAAAAAAAGCUUUUAAGACACAAUUUGCUGUCUUCCUUUUAAGAGGAAGACGGCAAAUUGGAAUACUUUGUUGUGGGUGCAACAUUAUCAGCGUAGAAGAAGAAGAAGGAGCGGAAGUGACGUCAGGAAUCCUGCCUCCACAUCAAACGGAGGUUCAACCCUUGACUUAUGAAAGCUGCAGAUGGAAGUGUUAGAUAACCGAGGUUUCCCUACCCCUACACACCGCCAUGUGAAGAGCUAAGCGACUUCCGCCAGUCCAGUUCUGCCGAGAGACACUUUUAUACAAAAAAGGGAUUUUUUUUACUGGGACAAGUUUGACAAAGGACAGAGAGACAGCAUGGCGAAGCGGAGGGGGAGUGCAGAGACUGAGGUCGAUACAAAGAAACCGAAGCAGGUGCCGAAGGCAAAGAGCAGCGCAACAAAAGCGAGAGCGAAGACGAAAAGUGCAGGUAAUGUCAUCCCAGAGGACGAUGAGGUGCUGAAGAGGAAGGUCAAACCCAAACCACGGGCCUCCACCAAGCGAGUGUCGGGGAAAACCUCUUCCACCUCCUCUCCAACCGCAACGGCUGUCAAAACGAGUAAAUACUUCUCGUCGCCAGUGAAGGAGGAGCAAGAUGCCAGUGAGGAUGACUCGCACGCGGUGACCUCGGCAGCCCCUCCGGUUCAAGGGAACGCCAAAGAAACCAAGAGAGAAGAAAAAGAGCAGCAGGAGGAGAGCGAGGAAGACGACGAUGACGAUUGGGAGGAAGUGGAAGAGCUUUCUGGGCCGCUGGGUCCAGUCGAACCACCGGAACCCGUCCUGCCGUCCCAGCCGGUUCAGAUAGAGAUCGAGACUGCAGAAGUCAGAAAAAAGAAAAAGAGGCAGGCAGAGUUUGAGACUUAUAUGAGACGGAUGGUGAACCGACUCAAGAAGGACGUGCUGAUAGACACACACAAGGUCCACCUGAUGUGCCUGAUAGCCAAUGCGAUGUUCCGCGGCCGUCUGUGCAGUGAACCGGACUUGCUCGCCAUCACUCUGUCGCUGCUGCCCACCCACUUCAGCAUGGUCGCCAAGGAACGCAUCGACCACAACUACCUCUCUGGGCUGCUCAAAUGGUUUUCAUCAACGUUCUCCCUGAACCCCAGUCUUUCCUGUGAGGAGAGUCUGAACCCCCGCACUCUGCUGGAGAGGCGGCUCGCCAGCCUCUCUGCCAGGACCCACCAGGAGAUGACUCAUCUGUUUCUUUUGGUCCUGAGGUCUCUGCAGCUCUUCUGCCGACUGGUUAUUUCUUUGCAGCCGAUUCCUCUCAAAACCCCAUCUGCCAAGGGAAAAGGUGCUCGGACACCUACCAGCGCUCCGGGAGCGAGCAACGCAAGCCAGCAAACCUCCAGGACCACCUCCCCUGACCAGAAGGUCUCUCCUGGCACCAAGAGACCGGCUGGAGGGGGGGCGGUCAGAGGAGGCCAUGGAGGAAAGAAAGCUAAGACGAUAGAAAUAAAGGAGGAGCAUGACGAGAUAAAGGAAAAGACUAAAGCAUCUGGAGGGCAGAGGCCAAAGAACUCCAAACGCCGCAGUAUCGCCUCUAAAGUCAGCUACAAGGAAGAAAGCGAGAGCGAAGGGGAAAAGGAGGAGGGGCUUAGCGAAGACGACGACUUUCAGGUGACCAGCGAGGAAGACAGUGAGGAUUCAGAGAGAGGGGCUGAAUCAACAAAGUCGAGGAAAGAGAAAGGAGGGAGCAAAGCCAACGCGGCAAACAGCAAGAGAAGAAGUGGUGGAGGGAAAGAACCGAUCAAAGACGAGCAGCGAAAAGAGGGGGAAGCUGAUGAAGAAGAGGGAACCACAGGCAACAGAACAAAGCGAAGGAGUGGGAGAAAGAACGACGGGCCCAGAGCGGACGAGUGGCUGGAGGUGUACCUGGUGAAGACGUCAUCCUGGGUUUGCGUCGACACGGAGCAGGGCGUCGGGAUGCCUCACCUCUGCUCCCAGAAUGCAACGGCGCCGAUUACCUACGUGGUGUCGGUGGACGGAGACGGCUUUGUGAAGGACUUGGGAAAGAAGUACGACCCCACCUGGCUGACCUCUUCCAGGAAGAGGCGCGUGGACGAAGAGUGGUGGGAGGAGACGCUUCAGCCGUUCCUUGGACCCGAGGACGAGAGGGACGUGAAGGAGGAAAAGGAGCUCCAGAACAAACUGCUGAACAAACCCCUGCCCGUCUCAAUAGCGGAGUAUAAGAACCACCCGCUGUACGCCUUAAAGAGACACCUGCUGAAAUAUGAAGCCAUCUACCCAUCAACUGCCACUUCACUGGGAUACUGCAGGGGAGAGCCGGUGUACUCCAGGGAUUGUGUGCACACGCUCCACUCCAAAGACACUUGGUUGAAAGAGGCACGGACUGUCAGACUAGGAGAGGAACCAUACAAGAUGGUGAAGGGCUUCUCUAAUCGGUCCCGCAAAGCCAGGAUGGCAUCUGAGCAGAAGGAGGACAAUGACCUGUCUCUGUUUGGAGAGUGGCAGACUGAAGAGUACCAGCCGCCUUUAGCUAUGGACGGGAAGGUUCCCCGUAACGACUACGGCAACGUCUACCUGUUUAAGCCCUGCAUGAUACCGGUGGGCUGCGUUCACCUCAAGCUGCCCAACCUGCACCGCGUGGCCAGGAAGCUGAACAUGGACGCAGCCCCCGCGGUCACUGGCUUCGACUUCCAUGGAGGAUACUCGCAUGCUGUGAAUGACGGCUACAUUGUGUGUGAGGAGCAUGAGGAGAUUCUCAGAGCGGCCUGGGUGGAAGAUCAAGAGAUUCAGAAACAGAAGGAGAGAGAGAAAAAAGAGAAGAGGGUGAUUUCCAACUGGACUUUGCUGGUGAAGGGGCUCCUGAUCAGAGAAAGACUUCAACAGCGCUACGGAAAGAAGAACCAGGGUCUGGGGAACCUCCAGGAGACUUGCGGGCUUUCGUCAGAUGAAGAGGUGGCUGAGGCCGGAAGUCCUUCCGCUACGACGGCGUCUGAGACUCUGGCCAUGUCCUGGCCUCAGAACAGACAAGCAGAGGAGGACGGAGGGAGCAUCAGCGGACUGAAGAAGAAGAAGACGACAAAGCGAGAAAAGAGGGGACAGGAGAAACACAUGUUCCCCUUUGAGAAAGUGUGAUGUCAGGGAGCCCAAAACACAUUUAAGUCAAGUCUCUGGAACCUCAGGUGUAACACAUUUUUAAACCAACUUUUAUAACAUUUGUCAUCUUUGGAACUUUUGGCUUUGACAUUUCCCAAAGGAGAGGAAUGUUUUGUAGAGCUGCAGAUUUGAAUAAUGGCUUGUGUGGCAGGUAAACACAAACAACUCAAUGAACCUGCAACACAAUAAGCACUACAAGCGAAUAAACUAUGGGAAAUAAACAUUUUCCCCAUGGCUGGUAGUAGAUCCACUACCUACUAAUGAAUUAUUUAAAUGUAGGUCCAAAAACGUGUUUCUCCUGUGAUGACCAACUGGACCACAUCCUCUAUUACUGACUUGACUCUACUCUGUGCAGCCUGACUCAAUGAAAAAAGAAACUCAGACUGUUGUCAAUUGAAAGCUUUUGAGUUGUAUGCAUGAAUAUAGCAGUUAAGAAGUUGUUAAUGAUUGAUAGCCUCACACACAGCCUGACAUAAUUUGUCAAAAAUACUGUACUUUUUUUUCUCUUUCCCUGACAGGCUGCUACACCCCUGGACGUUGGUUGUAUUUUGAAUCAGCCUUCACAGUCUGCCUCUUUCAAACUUUUGUCACUGUUUCACACCUUGUGUCUCUACGUGUUUUGUACAAAGUUGGUGAUGCCUGUAUUUCAAAUAAUAAACUGUUUUUGUAUUAAAAGUAUUUUUCUAAGAUGUAAUACAAGUUAAAAGCAAUAUAAACCAAAUUAGAAAAUGUUGUUGAAUAUGUUUUGUUGCACUUAUUGGGAAUCAAGGAAAAAACAUGAUACAUUCUGUAAUUAAACAAAUGAUUGUCAGACUAAAAUUGUUUCUAUUGCUACAUGAAUUCUAAUUGAUUUCUGACCAGCCU
This is a messenger RNA of Pungitius pungitius (ninespine stickleback), 4430 nucleotides long. It is a transcript of the gene xpc, whose product is annotated as xeroderma pigmentosum, complementation group C. The record is from RefSeq and is a predicted model, not a curated record. Gene Ontology annotation, cellular component: cytoplasm; XPC complex; nucleotide-excision repair factor 2 complex. NCBI's taxonomy places the organism in Eukaryota, Metazoa, Chordata, Actinopteri, Perciformes, Gasterosteidae. The transcript has 14 exons. The coding region runs from base 762 to 3545 and encodes 927 amino acids. Gene Ontology annotation, molecular function: single-stranded DNA binding; damaged DNA binding. Gene Ontology annotation, biological process: nucleotide-excision repair; mismatch repair.